AUGGCAACAAAAGGUCUCGGUAACUUGCAAUCGUUCUUACAAUCUGCCAGACCUCGACAUGUAUAUACUCCCACUUCGGCCCCCGCCCUACCUCGGUCCCUGUCACAAUUAGCAGCUUUCAAGAUCCCCCAGAUCUCCAAUGAUCCCAAUCACCACUAUGCCAAAGGAUCUGCACAACGCGCUGGUCUCAACGCCGCCCUGGAAAGCCUCCAGAAGCAGAUACCGGUCGAGGUCCCGAUUGUAGUCGGAGGCAAACAGAUCAAAACAUCGACGGUUUCCGCCCAGCACAAUCCGUCCAACCACUCCUCCACAAUCGCCUCCUACUCGAAUGCCUCCCCUUCAGACGUUUCCGCGGCAAUCGAUGCGGCUCUUGCAGCUCAGCCAGCAUGGGAAUCUCUGCCAUUCGCCGAUAGGGCCGCUGUAUUCUUGAAGGCUGCAGAUCUGGUCGCUGGAAAAUACCGGUACGACAUCAUGUCUGCUACAAUGCUUGGACAGGGCAAAAACGCAUGGCAGGCUGAGAUCGACUCGGCCGCGGAACUGGUCGACUUCCUGAGGUUCAAUGUCAAGUUUGCGGAGGAAAUCUAUGCGCAACAACCAGCACACAACUCGCCAGGUGUAUGGAACAGAGUAGAAUACCGGCCUUUGGAAGGCUUCGUCUACGCCGUCACUCCCUUCAACUUUACAGCCAUUGCUGGGAACUUGGUCGGUGCCCCGGCACUCAUGGGCAACGUCGUCGUCUGGAAACCCUCAGAUGGAGCCAUUGCCUCGAGCUGGCUGCUCUACAACAUCUUGCUUGAGGCUGGUCUCCCCAAGAACGUCAUUCAAUUUGUCCCCGGGAAUCCAGAGGAGGUCACAAAGGUUGUCCUUGCCCACAAGAAGUUUGCUGCUCUCCACUUCACUGGUAGUACAGCCAUCUUCAGGCAGCUGUACGGAUCAAUUGCCAGUGGUGUUGCCGAGGGAAAGUACCAAGGCUACCCCAGGAUUGUCGGCGAGACUGGAGGAAAGAACUUCCAUCUCAUCCACCCUUCGGCGGAUAUCGAGAACGCGGCAGUGCAGACGGUUCGUGGAGCCUUUGAGUACCAAGGACAAAAGUGCAGUGCAACAUCCAGAGUAUAUGUGCCCAAGUCAGUUUGGCCGCAGUUCAAGAAGCGUCUCGUUUCUGAGACAUCUGCCCUUUCUGUUGGUACACCGAUAGAUCACAAGAAUUUCAUCGGACCUGUCAUCCACGCCGCAUCCUUCAACAAGCUUGCAGGCGUUAUCGAUGCCGCAAAAUCCGACAAGGAGCUCGAACUGCUUGUCGGAGGUAGAUGUGACAACUCGACGGGCUACUACAUCCACCCAACCAUCUACACAACGACGAAUCCUCACCACCCUCUCCUCUCAACUGAGCUUUUCGGUCCUGUUCUUGCAGUACACGUCUACGAUGAUACUUCGGCGCCUACUGAGGCAUUCCAGGCUAUCUGCAAGCUCGUUGAUAGGACGUCGGAGUAUGGUCUUACUGGUUCCAUCUUCGCUGCCGAUCGAGAGGCUGUCCGCUAUGCUGAGGAUGCUUUGAGAAACUCGGCUGGAAACUUUUACAUUAACUGUAAGAGCACUGGAGCUGUUGUUGGACAACAGCCCUUUGGUGGCGCCAGAGCUAGCGGUACGAAUGACAAAGCUGGGAGCUCAAAUAUUUUGACACGCUUUGUGAGCAUGAGGAGCAUCAAGGAGGAAUUCAACCCGACUCUCUCGGUAGCAUAUCCAAGUAAUGAGGUUUGA
This is a messenger RNA of Drepanopeziza brunnea f. sp. 'multigermtubi' MB_m1, 1758 nucleotides long. RefSeq lists its product as uncharacterized. NCBI's taxonomy places the organism in Eukaryota, Fungi, Ascomycota, Leotiomycetes, Helotiales, Drepanopezizaceae. The record is from RefSeq and is a predicted model, not a curated record. Gene Ontology annotation, molecular function: L-glutamate gamma-semialdehyde dehydrogenase (NAD+) activity. Gene Ontology annotation, cellular component: mitochondrial matrix.